UAACAAUAUUAUACCUUACGUUCAUUAUGAACGAACCUAAGGUAGAAGGACACAACUCAUCACUGAAGUGGUGCAUUCAUGCUCUAACGAAUUUCUAGUUGUCAUUUUUCGGUCCCUUUAGUUGUAACAAUAAGUGUAGUUCCUCUCUACUACAGAAAAAAUGAUAAUUAGUAAUUACAUAUUAAGUUUUAACCUUGCUAUGAAUGAUGUUACUUUAAUAUUAUUUUUUCAUGAUGCUACGAUUGUUUCAAUUAAAUUCACUAGUUAAGCGUUUAAUAAAUAGUCGGUACUCAAUCAUUUAGAUUUCAAGAAAUUCAUCUCGAAUCAUCAUUUUGUACGCACAAAGAUGAAACAAAACCGAAUGAAACUAGUAGUAUUAUCGUACGAAUCAAAUACUCUAUUUAGUUUUUAAAAGAAUUCGAUUAGAAUUCUACAUACGGUAAAGAAUAAAAUCAAACUAAAUAAGUAAUUAACUAUCAAUAACUAAACUACAUAAGUAGGAAAAAUGUAUCCUUCCUUUUGGAAAAUGAAGUGGAAACUACCUUUCAAAUUUCAUAUUGUUUCUUCUUCCCCUUCCCUAACCCCAAGUUGUCACUUUAACUUGGUCCAUCACGACAUCUUUUCCUUGUGGCCUUUUGUUUACUACUAUCAAUACGCCAUUGCUUCUUUCUCCUCCUCGACCUCCAAAACCCAAAAAAAGUAAAGCAAAAGGGCACCAAAAAUCAAGGCAAGGCGGCCCUUCUCUCUCCCCUCCUUCGUCGUCUUCUUCUUCCCCUCCUUCUGGCGACUGGAUCUGAAAAAUCUUUCCUCUCUGACAGAAAAGUGCCCAACUGGGGAAUUCUCUGCUUGGUGGGUCUACUACAUACAAAUACAAUCCACAUACACGAGUGUCUGUUUGUUUGAGUGACAACCCGACAUUUCUUCCUGCACAGGUACUCCCCCAUCCCUCUCAGUAUCCAAUCUCACCUGUCCUUUCUUAUUGAUUUAGCCCUUUCCUUAAACCCUCCCUCUCUGGUUUUUGUGUACUUCUAACGAUGUUGAUUCCUCCACGGAAAUUUUCCAGAAAGUGAAUGAAUAUGAAGUUACGGAGAGCGAGUUCUGUAGGGUGGACAGCCCAGGAACGGCACGGCAGAUCUAGCUGCUGAUGGAAGAAAGAAAGAUGCUUUGGAGAGUAAAACAAGAGCAACGAAACAGGGGAAGAGUAGAACAGAGCAGCAGCAGGAGAAGAUUAUUAUUAUUAUCUUUGCCCAUUAUAAUACUCGGCAAAUCAUUACAACCCAGAUGAUUAAGAUGGAUUGAUUUUUUUUGGUUGGUUUUGUUCUCUUGUGCGUGGAGAUUGAAAGCCGAGCGAAGAGGAAGUGGGGGGAAGAAAAAAAGGGGGGAGCUUUGUGUUUAUGCAGAAAGCAGCAAAUUUGACUACAGAGAGAGGGGGGAGAAAAGGAUGAAGGAGGGAGGAAGAAGAUGGUGGAGAUUCAGUAAUGGAGUUGUUGAUUUCCUUUUCCUUAUAUUCCUACUGCUGCUCAUCCCGCCGUCGCAUUCCGAUGAUGUUUCUGGCCUGUUGACUUUCAAGCAGAGCUCUAUUGAUUCCGAUCCCAACAAGGUUUUGUCCAGCUGGAGUUCUAAUUCCAACGGCGGUGGGGCUUGUUCGUGGUUCGGGGUCUCCUGCUCCGGCGGCCGCGUUACUUCCUUGGACCUAACCGGAGCUGGCCUGGCUGGUUCUCUACAACUACCCCAGCUCAUCUCCGGGCUUCCUUCUCUCACCAGGCUGAUUUUGCGGUCGAAUUUGUUCACCGCCGGGAAUCUCUCCACCGGUGGCGGAUGUGCUCUGGAGAUGCUCGAUUUGUCGGCCAACAACAUCUCGGACCCUCUCCCGUCGGAUUCGUUUUUCAGCUCAUGCUCCCGCCUCGCCGCAGUCAACCUCUCCGGCAACUCAAUCCCCGGCGGGAAUCUCCGGUUCGGCGGUUCCUUGCUCCAGCUCGACCUUUCCCGCAACCGGAUUUCCGAUUCUUCCCUCCUCGCCGACGCGCUCUCCGGCUGUCAGAAUCUCAACCUGCUCAACUUCUCCCACAACAAACUUCCCGGGAAAAUUGGUACCACGCCACGCGCGUGCAGGAAUCUCUCCGUUUUGGACAUCUCCGAUAACCUUCUCACUGGGGAGCUCCCCGCCAGCUUCGUCGCCGAUUCUCCGCCGUCGCUUGAGGUAUUGGAUCUGUCCAUCAACAAUUUCACCACCAGCUUCCCCGGGUUGGAUUUCGGGCGGUGCGGGAACUUGACCCGGCUCAUUCUGUCGCGGAAUCGGUUUUCGGGUCCCGGGUUCCCAAUCGGGUUCUCUAAUUGCUCCCUUUUGGAAACCCUAGAUUUGUCGCAGAACGACCUCCAGCUGCCGAUUCCGGGAGCGUUGUUAGCUAGGCUGAAGAAAUUAAAGUGGUUAUCUUUGUCGCACAAUAGCUUCUCCGGCGAAAUCCCGGUCGAGCUCGGUGGUCUCUGCGGAACUUUACAGGAGCUCGACCUCUCUGGGAACAAGCUCACCGGAGAGUUCCCCUCUGUUUUCAAGUCAUGCUCUGUUCUCGAAACUCUCGACCUUGGACUCAACCAGCUCUCCGGAGAUUUCCUGACCACCGUCGUCAGCGGGUUGACCGCCUUGAGAAUCCUCCGUGUCCCUUUCAACAAUCUAACCGGCGAGGUACCGCCGUCUCUGGUCAAUUUGACUCGGCUAGAGGUGCUCGACCUUAGCUCGAAUGAGUACAUCGGAGCUGUUCCCUCCGAGUUCUGCACUUCUUCUUCCAACCCUUCUCUCGAGAAGCUCCUUCUCGCCGGUAAUUACUUGACCGGGCAAGUCCCGGCGGAGCUAGCCAAAUGCAGAAACUUAAGGAGCAUCGAUCUCAGCUUCAACAACCUAGACGGACCCAUCCCGGCGGACAUCUGGUGGCUCCCGAACCUCUCCGACGUGGUAAUGUGGGCGAACAACCUCACCGGCGAAAUCCCUGAAGGCAUUUGCGUGAAAGGCGGCAACUUGGAGUUUCUCGUCCUCAACAACAAUCUCAUUACAGGCUCAAUCCCCAAGUCAAUCGGAAGCUGCACCAACUUGAUUUGGGUCUCCCUCGCCAGCAACCGUCUCACCGGAGAAAUUCCUUCCGGAAUUGGGAACCUAAACAACUUGGCCAUCCUCCAGAUGGGCAACAACUCCCUCAACGGUCAAAUCCCACCAGAAAUCGGUCGCUGCAAGAGCCUAAUCUGGCUCGAUUUGAACAGCAACGACUUAUCCGGCACCCUCCCGCCUCAAAUCGCCGACCAAGCGGGGCUCAUCGUCCCUGGAAUCGUCUCCGGCCGAAAAUUCGCCUUCGUGCGGAACGAAGGCGGAACCUCCUGCAGGGGAGCAGGAGGUCUCGCCGAAUUCGAAGGAAUCCGCGCCGAACGCCUCGAGAGCUUCCCGAUGGCACAUUCCUGCCCGACAACCCGAAUCUACUCCGGCGUCACCGUGUACACAUUCGUCAGCAACGGAAGCAUGAUCUUCCUCGACGUCGCUUACAACGAGUUAAUCGGUGAGAUACCGGACAAUUUCGGCACAAUGAGCUACUUGCAGGUGCUCAACCUCGGCCACAACCACCUCACCGGAACCAUCCCGGGUACCUUCGGAGGACUAACAAAGAUCGGAGUUAUGGACCUCUCUCACAACCAGCUCCAUGGAUUCCUCCCUGGUUCGUUGGGAUCUCUCACAUUUCUCAGCGAUCUGGACGUUUCCAACAACAAUUUCAGCGGUCCGAUCCCUACAGGUGGUCAGCUCACCACAUUCCCUUCCUCAAGAUACGAGAACAACACGGGCCUCUGCGGACUCCCGCUCCCCAAAUGUGGCGGCGGAUCCCGCCAGCGUCGAAACAGCGAUGGCGGGAGAAAGAGGCAGCCUUUAGGGGCUGUGAUAGUGAUCGGUAUCGUCUUCUUCAUCCUCUGCAUCAUCGGCCUGACACUUGCUCUGUACCGAGUGAAAUCGCGUCGUCGGAGCAACGAGGAAAUGAUGGAGAAGUACAUCGAGAGCCUACCGACGACUUCGGGAAGCAACAACAGCUGGAAGCUGUCGGGAGUCCCCGAGCCGUUGAGCAUCAACAUUGCCACUUUCGAGAAGCCGCUGCGGAAGCUGACAUUCGCACACCUGCUGGAGGCGACGAACGGGUUCAGCUCCGAGACAAUGAUUGGCACCGGCGGGUUCGGGGAAGUUUACAAGGCUCAGCUUCGGGACGGGAUCACGGUGGCGAUCAAGAAGCUGAUCCAUGUCACGGGGCAGGGAGACAGGGAGUUCAUGGCGGAAAUGGAGACAAUUGGGAAGAUCAAGCACAGAAACCUGGUCCCGCUCCUCGGGUACUGCAAGGUAGGGGAAGAGAGGCUGCUUGUGUACGAGUACAUGAAGUGGGGGAGCUUGGAAUCGGUGCUCCACCAGGGCGGAGGCCGCCUCGAUUGGGGUGCGAGGAAGAAGAUCGCGGUGGGGUCAGCGAGAGGGCUGGCAUUCCUCCACCACAGCUGCAUCCCUCACAUCAUCCACCGCGACAUGAAGUCGAGCAACGUGCUGCUCGACGAAGGGUUCGAGGCGAGGGUGUCUGAUUUCGGGAUGGCCAGGCUGUCCAACCCGCUGGACACUCACCUCAGCGUGAGCACGUUGGCGGGCACGCCAGGGUACGUGCCCCCGGAGUACUACCAGAGCUUUCGUUGCACGACGAAAGGGGAUGUGUACAGCUACGGGGUGAUCUUGCUGGAGCUCCUCUCGGGGAAGAAGCCCAUCGAUCCGACGGAGUUUGGGGACGACAACAACCUGGUCGGGUGGGCGAAGCAGCUGGGCAGGGAAGGGAGGAGGAAUGAGAUACUGGACAGUGAGCUGAUCUUGAAGGCAGGGGAGGAGAUGCAGCAGUAUCUCAGGAUUGCGUUCGAGUGUUUGGAUGAUCGGCCGUUCAAGAGGCCGACGAUGAUUCAGGUGAUGGCGAUGUUCAAGGAGUUGCAGGUGGAUCCUGAGAAUGAUAGCACUGAUGGAUUGUCGUCAGUGAAGGAAGGUGGUGGUAUAGAUGAACUGGGGGAGAAGUAGUUUGGUAAUGCUAUUGAUUGAAGUAAUGGUAGUACAAGUUUACAUUUUAUAUAAAAAAAAAAUCUCUUCCUUUUAUUCCCCAAGUGUUUGUUAAGAGCAGCUCGACCUUCUUUUACCUUUUGUAUAUAGAAAGAAAGAAAGAAAGAAGAUGAUGAUGUUAAAUGAAAUCAGGCAGAGGAAAAACCAGAGCUGGAGAAGGAGGAAGAAAGAAGAUCCAGGGGGUAAAAUCAAAUGUGUUUGCAAGC
Linum trigynum is the source of this 5313-nucleotide messenger RNA. The record is from the annotation of a GenBank genome assembly. NCBI's taxonomy places the organism in Eukaryota, Viridiplantae, Streptophyta, Magnoliopsida, Malpighiales, Linaceae.